This is a messenger RNA of Coniosporium apollinis CBS 100218, 999 nucleotides long. RefSeq lists its product as uncharacterized. Gene Ontology annotation, biological process: ribosomal small subunit assembly; translation. Gene Ontology annotation, cellular component: ribosome. Bases 1 to 999 code for a protein of 332 amino acids. NCBI's taxonomy places the organism in Eukaryota, Fungi, Ascomycota, Dothideomycetes. Gene Ontology annotation, molecular function: mRNA binding; structural constituent of ribosome; rRNA binding. The transcript has 3 exons. The record is from RefSeq and is a predicted model, not a curated record.
AUGCCUCCGAGAAUCGACUUCUUCGCGGCGUCGAGACCGUUGACAUACCGGCCGAAAGCCCUGAACUGCCCCAGACGAGCCCAGCAGGUCUUCAAGACACUACCCGCGUCAUGUAGGGGCUUCGCCAACUCUCACGAUCUGCCUAUAGCGGAAGGCGCCGAGGGACCGAACACCGAUACACUUCCACAUGUGAGCGAAGAAGCGGCGGCAAUCAACGAAAUCACAGGCAAGGGAGGGCCAGAGAUUGAGCAAGGAACGCCAGUGCAGGAGGUCGUCAAGGGCGACAAGGAAGCCGAGAAGAACCUCCCAAAGGUCAUGCAACAAGACAUGAAAGCCUCCAAGCCCAGCGGCGUACGCUCUUACCAUACCUCCGCCCGCCGCCUCCAAGAUGCAACCCUCAUCACCCAGCCCUCCCAAGCACUCUCACAGCCCGGCGUCAAAUUUGGGCUCCCGGACCUUCCUAUGCCACGCUCUGCGAAUCUGCACCACCGAUACGACCCCGCCGUCGAACAAGUCACCAACCUGAUGAUGCGGCAUGGCAAGCUGAGCGUUGCGCAGCGGAACAUGUCACUGAUCCUGACCCACCUCCGUACCGCCUCUCCACCUACCAUAAACCCACUGCGGCCCCUGCUUCCCGGCGCUCCGCCGCCAUCUCACCUACCCCUAAAUCCGAUCCUCUACCUCACCCUUGCGAUUGACUCCGUCGCGCCGCUUAUGCGGAUCCGCUCGCAGAGGGGCGCCGCUGGUGGCGGUGUGGCGUUGCAGAUCCCGGUACCGCUGGGUCUGCGGCAGAGGCGGAGGACGGCGGUGCAGUGGAUUCUGGAUGCCGCGACGAAGCGGAGGAAUAGAGGGUCCGGGAAGGGCAUGUUUGCGCAGAGAGUGGCGGAGGAGUUGGUGAGUGUGGUGGAGGGCAAGAGCAGCGUUUGGGAGAAGAGGGGUGGUGUGCACAAGAUGGGCGUGGGCGCGAGGGCGAACUUGAAGUUUGGCCAGAGGCGAUGA